Messenger RNA from Engraulis encrasicolus (European anchovy), 2158 nucleotides. It is a transcript of the gene dmrta2, whose product is annotated as DMRT-like family A2. Lineage: Eukaryota; Metazoa; Chordata; Actinopteri; Clupeiformes; Engraulidae. Gene Ontology annotation, cellular component: nucleus. The coding region runs from base 278 to 1591 and encodes 437 amino acids. The record is from RefSeq and is a predicted model, not a curated record. Gene Ontology annotation, molecular function: protein binding; RNA polymerase II cis-regulatory region sequence-specific DNA binding; DNA-binding transcription factor activity, RNA polymerase II-specific. The transcript has 2 exons. Gene Ontology annotation, biological process: regulation of transcription by RNA polymerase II; sex differentiation.
AAGGACUCAAGAACUCCCCACAAUCUUCACUUGGUCUUGGUAACUUUGAACGAUUGCUUUUAACUGUCUGAAGGAAUGGUCUGAACAGCGCUUAAAAUAUUGCGACUUCUUGGCAACAUUAUUUAAUCGAUUCUCAAGCCAUACAGUGUGCAACUCAUACUGUUAAUUACUCAUGGUGACAAAUAUUUUUGAGGACAGUUUCCUCUGCAGACACAUCACUUAAGACCAUACAGAGUCUGUGACUUGCUGCGUUGAACAUUACCAAAAGGAUAAGAGAAUGGAUCUUCGAUCAGAUAUGUCAUCAGCCCCCACUGGGUCUCAGGUCCACCACGGCUCUUCGGGAGCCACAGGCGCCUCCAUCCCGGUCUCCAUGGCCAGCAGCUUGCUCCGAGCACCGUCUCUUCUUCUGCGCGCCACUGAGAAGUACCCCCGCACGCCCAAGUGCGCCCGGUGCCGCAAUCACGGCGUGGUGUCAGCGCUGAAGGGCCACAAGCGCUACUGCCGCUGGAAGGACUGCAUGUGCGCCAAGUGCACCCUGAUCGCCGAGAGGCAGCGCGUCAUGGCGGCCCAGGUAGCUCUGCGCAGACAACAAGCCCAGGAGGAGAACGAGGCCAGGGAACUGCAGCUGCUUUACGGCACCGCUGAGGGAUUGGCCCUGGCCGCCGCCAACGGUAUCAUACCUCCCCGGCAGAACUACGACGUUUUCGGAACUGUCAAUAGCGAGAGUAGCCAAGAUUCAAACAUGCACAAGUUUGAUCUCUUUCCGAAGACCCACAUUUCGGGGCCUGUGACAUCACAGCAGCCUGGGGGGAAAUCCGUCUCCACAGAUUCCGAGUCGGUGCCCGGCAUGUCAUCCCCAGACGCCCGCCACGGCUCUGGUUCCGAGAACGGCGACGGCGAGUCUUUUAUCAGCUCUCCCGUUUCAAAGCCUCUGAAGGAUGGCGAGGAUACCCCGGGAUCCAUCAGCCCACUGGGAACUGACUCCGGCUCAGAGACUGACAAAGAUGACCAAGACCCGUCGUCCACCUCCGCAGCUGCCAGGCAAAUGAACGCCAUAGACAUCCUCACCAGAAUAUUCCCCAGCCACAAGCGCAGUGUUCUGGAACUGGUGCUGCAGGGCUGCGGGAAGGACGUGGUGCAGGCCAUAGAGCAAAUCCUCAACAACAGCGGACAACCCAAAGCUGCCGAGGAGGCGUGGAGCGCAGAUAGGCUUCUCCAGAACACCCAGCCAACCAUGUCAUCGUCCGCACCAAGGCCCAUGCUACCCGGGGCUAUGACGCUCAGCAACCGCUCGGCCUUCUCCCCUCUGCAGCCAAACGCGUCUCACUUCGGAGCUGACCCCAGCACCUACCCCCUGGGCACCCACCUGGGCCUGAAUCCACUGCGCUUGGCCUACUCCGCUCACAGUCGAGGGCUGGCCUUCAUGACCCCUUACUCUACCACGGGGCUGAUGCCCACUCUCGGCUUCAGGCCGCCAAUGGACUAUGCCUUCAGCGACCUCAUUAGGGACAGGACAAUUUUACACAAAGAUCAGGGCUACAGUAACGGACUAUACGGCCCACUGGUGAACAACACGCCAGACAAACAAUAAGGGGACAAUCGCAGACAACCUGGGUGUCUCCAGAAGACACACUCUGUACAUAAAGAGUGGCUAGUGAGGGCCCUCGCACCCCCAUUUUGAACACUUGCUGUAGGCUUCCUACUGUGAAUAAUGUAAUUUCACUGUAUCUGUUAUGGUUCAUGAAAUAUAUAUGUAAAGAUAAAAGUUAUCUAGAAAAGUUUGGAUCUGUUACUGAUAAAAAAAAAUGAUGAAAAUAAUCUGUUCAAUGUUUUAGUCGCCAUAAUUUGCGCCCCACCAGAGAAGGACUCUUGCGCAUCUGAAGAGCGCUUGUGAUGGGACGAUUUUCAAACAGAAGACAUUCCUGUAAUUAACGAUUCUGAAUCAUGUUUUUUAUGUAACAAUCUUCCUAAAUUGUUAUGAACGGAGGGGCUAUGUGUGUGGCUAUCGUGCAAUUGUCUGUUGAGAUUUACCAGGGGGAAAAAACUAACAUCAUUGUUGUGAGAUGUAAUUGCUGGUCUGUCAACUGACACCCUUGCUCUGUAAUGAAAAGUAAAGACGUGUUAACAAUGAAUUUAUUUUAUGUUUGUUUGAAUACUG